Molecule: messenger RNA, 5333 nt
Organism: Mustela erminea (ermine)
Lineage: Eukaryota; Metazoa; Chordata; Mammalia; Carnivora; Mustelidae
Gene: PAPOLB
Product: poly(A) polymerase beta
Exons: 1
Coding region: 1233-3161 (642 amino acids)
Cellular component (GO): nucleus
Molecular function (GO): poly(A) RNA polymerase activity; RNA binding
Source: RefSeq, a predicted model, not a curated record
UCCAUAGAAAAUAAGCUAGACUCAGAUUCUCGAGAGUAUUAAGAAUUAAUACUUAAGAGUAUUAAGAAUUGGGACCAUUAGUAAUAGUUAUAACUAGUUAUAGAAUAAUAAGUAAGUUUGAAAUGUUUACUGAAUAAAAGGUAGAAAGGAAACAGGAAGUAAUAGAAUGUCUUCCAAAGAGGGAAGAUGUGGAAAAGAACAAGAUAAUGCUUCCAGUAAUUAAAAAUAUAAGUACUUAAAUAGAUGCUUCCGUGAUGGCUUAAACAGCAGACUAACUACAGCUGAGACUAACUACAACAACUGGAGAAUUGAUCAUCACCCAGGAGGAAACAGGAGGUAAGAGACAUGGAGAACCCAAUGAGAAAGUUUAUCGCGUGUCCACAUGAAGAGAAUCAAGAGAAGAGAACAGUGUGGGGAGCAUAUUCUAAGGACAUGCCUGAGUUUCUUCCUGAGGUCAUGGAAUAAAAAGCACGAAUCUUAUGAUUCAGAAAUCACGUGUGCCCCUUGACACCUAGUGGUGGUCACACCGCAGGAGACUGAGGGCACAGAGGAUUUUUGCAGCUGCCAGAGGAAAGGACAGGGGAGCAGGUCAGCCAGACUGGGCACUUCUCAACAGAGACCGUAGAAACCAGAGGCGGCAGCUGGGAAGAACAGAACUGUCAGCCCGGAGUUGCAGACCCAGCUACACCACCGGCCAGGCACCUGGCCGCGGAGGACGCAGUGCAGGUGCUUUGCACCGCAGACCCUCACUUUGAGGGGCUUCUGAAGGAUGCGCCUGAGGGCAAAGGCCACCCAAAGCUGCCCCUGGAGAGGAAGACCAUCUGAGGUGUAUGGGAAAAUGGUGAUCAAGGGACUGGACAGUAGGUGUGUGUCACCAGUACGGAUGAAGCCGAGAGCGAGGCGUACCCCUGACCACCUACACCUUUCGGAGUUUUGCGGCGGAACCUCGGAAACUACAACUCCCGUGAGGCUCCGCGCGGCACGCAGGCGCCGUGGCAUACAUGUUGUGCGUGGCCGUUCUAGAACGCCUCUCCGAGGGCCCGGGCGCCAUGUUGGGGCCGAGGGGACUACCGGGAGGCGCUUGAAGCGGCGGGAGUGGUGCGGGAGCGGGUUGGACCUGGGUUGGUAGGAGCCCCGCCCCUCCCGCCUCAGCGGAUCAUGACCCGGGCAGCGGCCGUGGAGGUCACGGUCGCGGUGGCGGGGGACGUGGCGUGGCAGGGCCGGCGCUAGAGAUGAUGCCGUUUCCGGUGACAACCCCCGGAUCACAACAGACACCGCCGCCGCCCAAGCGCUAUGGCAUCUCCUCCCCCAUCAGCUUAGCAGCCCCCAAGGAGACUGACUGCGUACUUACCCAGAAGUUAAUUGAAACCCUGAAGCCGUUUGGGGUUUUUGAAGAGGAAGAGGAACUGCAGCGCAGGAUUUUAAUUUUGGAAAAAUUAAAUAAUCUGGUAAAGGAAUGGAUACGAGAAAUCAGUGAAAGCAAGAGCCUUCCACAAGCUGUAAUUGAAAAUGUUGGAGGGAAAAUCUUUACGUUUGGCUCUUACAGAUUAGGAGUACACACGAAAGGCGCUGACAUUGAUGCGCUGUGCGUUGCGCCGAGACAUGUUGAUCGAAGUGACUUUUUCACCUCAUUCUAUGACAAAUUGAAACUACACGAAGAAGUAAAAGAUUUAAGGGCUGUUGAGGAGGCCUUUGUACCAGUUAUUAAACUGUGUUUUGAUGGUAUAGAGAUUGAUAUUUUGUUUGCGAGGUUGGCACUGCAGACUAUUCCAGAAGAUUUGGACCUAAGAGAUGACAGUCUGCUGAAAAACUUAGAUAUUAGAUGCAUAAGAAGCCUUAACGGUUGCCGGGUGACAGAUGAAAUUUUACAUCUAGUUCCAAACAUUGACAACUUCAGGUUAACUCUCAGAGCCAUCAAACUGUGGGCCAAAUGCCACAAUAUCUAUUCCAAUAUAUUAGGAUUCCUGGGAGGUGUUUCUUGGGCCAUGUUAGUAGCGAGAACUUGCCAGCUCUACCCAAAUGCAAUAGCAUCAACUCUUGUUCGUAAGUUUUUCUUGGUAUUUUCUGAAUGGGAAUGGCCAAAUCCAGUGCUACUAAAAGAGCCUGAAGAGCGGAAUCUUAAUUUGCCUGUAUGGGACCCAAGAGUAAAUCCCAGUGAUAGGUACCACCUUAUGCCCAUAAUCACACCAGCGUACCCACAGCAGAACUCCACAUACAAUGUGUCUGUUUCAACAAGGAUGGUCAUGAUUGAGGAGUUUAAACAAGGGCUUGCUAUCACACAUGAAAUUUUGCUGAGUAAGGCAGAGUGGUCUAAGCUUUUUGAAGCUCGAAGCUUCUUUCAAAAGUACAAGCAUUAUAUUGUACUCCUAGCAAGUGCACCAACAGAAAAACAACAUCUAGAAUGGGUGGGCUUGGUGGAGUCAAAAAUCCGAAUCCUGGUUGGAAGCUUGGAGAAGAAUGAAUUUAUUACUCUGGCGCAUGUGAAUCCUCAGUCGUUUCCGGCACCUAAAGAAAAUCCUGACAAGGAACAAUUUCGUACAAUGUGGGUGAUUGGCUUAGUGUUAAAAAGGCCAGAAAACUCCGAGGUUCUCAGUAUUGAUCUCACCUAUGAUAUCCAGUCUUUCACAGAUACAGUUUAUAGGCAAGCAAUAAAUAGCAAGAUGUUUGAGAUGGAUAUGAAAAUUGCUGCAAUGCAUUUAAGAAGAAAGGAACUUCAUCAACUGCUGCCUAAUCAUGUGCUUCAGAAACGGAAAACCCAUUCAACGGAAGGUGUCACUUUAACAGCUUUGAGUGACAGCAGCCUUGGCUUGUCUACAGACAGUGAAGACAGCAUGUCUGUGCCUUUACCUGCUGGCACUAUGAAGACCGGCCCAGUGGCUGGCAGCUCUCAGGGCAGAAACAGUCCUGCUCCUGCUGUAAUGGCAGCAUCUGUGACUGCCGUACAAGUUACUGAAGUUUCCUUGCAACAAGGGACUCCAAGCGAAAGCUUAGGGGGUGCAUCAAGCGAAAGCAUUCCUCAGACUGCCUCACAGCCAGCCCUCCUUCCACUACCAAAGGCCACAGUUGCCAGAGUUGUUUCUUCAACACGUCUGGUAAACCAUCCACCCAGGCCUUCAGGGAGCACUGCAACAAACAUAGCUAAUCCUAUCGUGGGUGUCUAGUCGGCAUUCUCACCUCAUAAAGGACCAAGGAAACUAAAAGAAGAGGAACAGACUCCUAAAGAGACAAGUACAACUCCAUUAGAAACUACUCCGACAGUGGCUGGCCUUGUGGCAAACAUCCAGUACAGAACUUUCUAAUAUCCCAGCUCUCCCUGCAAAUCCUGUUACCAAGAAUUCGGGAAGACAGAUUGAACUGCUACAAACAACCUCAAAGGUCCAUAAACUAUAUCUGCCAACUCAACCUGUGGUCUUCAAAUGAUAAAGGAGGAGAACAAAGGGUACCAAACUAGAUUUGACUCAAGCUAGAUUUAGCCUUACUUGGUAACUUCCCUUACUUGGCUAAUUUGAUCAGAGGUCCAGGUUAGUAUAUGAUGCUAGAAGUACUACUACAAAUGCAUCAGCAGCGGUUACAGUAACUUUUAAAGGAAGACUGCCCAUAAAGAGAAAAGAGAAAAAGCCCUCCAGCUAUAUUUGUACCCAUGCCUGACAUCCGGACUGGAUUUAUGUUUGAUGCAUUGUUGGGGAAAAUUUGCAAUACAAACUGGUAUUGGAAUUCCUUACACUGAUGAUGCACUUUAUGUAUAUUUUUAUUAGAAAGUAGAACUAAUUUUAAGUUUUUCAGCUUGAUGAAUUUUAGUUUUUUUCUUAAAGAUUUUUCUUCUUUAUUAACUGUCAAACCGGAUGCCCUUGUGCAGUGUGUACUAAACUCCAGAAAAAGCACAAACAUCCAUUUAGCUUGGUCCCCAUGACGUAGCUUUAACCCUUUAAAAUGAAAUGUCAGCUCAUUGGGUAUAUAUCUGACACUGAAACAGUGAUCGGUAAGUCUUUGGUUUUGCCGGGAUGCCAUCAAGAAAUAAUAUGUUGGUUUUAUCUGUGGAAUUGUUUUAGAGUGCAUACAAUCAGCAGUCACGCAGCAAAUACUGUCUCAUAGCUAACAGAGCUCCGUAUUCUUGUGUCCUUAAGCAUUUGUCCUAAAAAACAACCUUUUACUUCCCCUUCCUUCUCUUUGCUUGUAUGUACGAGGUAUGCUUGUAUGAGUCCUAAAAAAAAAAAAAACCCAGAAUGCUAAUGUAUUCUUAACCACAAUGUGAAACCCACAAUCCUGUGGUCACAUGGUACAAAACACUGGAUUUUGAUUCCAUGGCUAAUAUUUCAUGAAAGCUUUACUGAAAGUAAUGAAUUGGGAAACAGUUACCGGUCUCGGAUGGCUAUUUGACCUACAGAGGAGAAAUUUUGUAUGCACCCACAGAGUAUCUGCUUACAGUAGAGCUAAUUUCCAGUUUAAACCUGUAGCAAAAAGGUAUCUUCUCCAAAAUAUUUAAGCCAAUUUUUAUUUUUAAAGGAAUAACUAAAAUUUAUUGGUAAAUUUUAUAUGUGGAAACAUACAAAAUAGUUCCUAGCAAGCAUUUGAUAUCUAGUAGCUUCCGGUUUUUGUUUUACUCUACAAGAGAUUAGGAAUGCCUUCCUUUAAAAAAAAAAAAAAAAAAGACUACUCAUAACUAAGUGGCAGGACGUCCAUGUUUAGGACACGUGAAUGGCCGCAGAUGUAGAUGAAUUGAAGUUUUGUCUUAAUUUGGACACAGUGAGCCCGACAGUUUUCCGGUUAGCCUGGUCCUGAUUCCUGCCUUUCUACCACAUGUGCAUUUUUCAUGUGAAACCGUAAUUUAUUUCUUAAGCCCUUUCCCUAUCCUUCUAGAUUAACUUUCCAAAGUUGGAAUAUAGUCUUCUUCCUUUUAGGCUCUGCAGUAAUUGAGGCUUUGUUUUCACCCCUACUUUGUGAUGUCAAGUUCACAGUGUUCCUGUUGCCCACAUCUUUGCCCCGUGCAGUCACCUUGCCCUUCCGCCACAGUAAGUCAGGUGAAGUGCGCGCGAGACCUGUGGGGUCUGGCUGGAAUUGCCAGGCACAAAUGUAGUCUUGUCAUUUUGUUUACACGUUGGCGGGAAAAUUAGUUUAUUAAGUGUUUUAUGUAAUUCUACUUGUUUAACCACAUUGGAAACUUGGAGCUUUCUAGUUUUCAUUAACUGAAUAUCAGACUGGUUUUUUUCACAUGAUGUACAUAGUGUCUCAUGACUGGAGUUGGCUUUGUUUUGUAAAACCUGUACCCCUUGUAUUUUUCAAGCGCUGUUUUGCAAACAGAUGAUGUAUUUCUCCAUUGAAAACCACAAUAAAAA